GUGGAAUUCAAUUCCCCUUUUCUGAGACACCAGUUAAGUCUCCCUCUUAUUCUUAUAAUAUCAUGGCCUCCGUCCUCCUUCUUCCUCACCUGCCUGCCUCUUCCCUUUUCUGCCAGGACGCCCUUCCACGCCGACGUCUUCCGCUCUUACAGCUGGUCAGCCAACAUCUGCGGCAAAAAGAAAUGGCUGGUUUUCCCCCCGGGCCAAGAAGAGUUUCUAAAGGACCGCCACGGCCACCUCCCGUUCGACAUCACCGCUCCCGACUUGAAGAACGUCUCCCUGUACCCCCGCUACGCUCAGAGCAGCCCUCCGGUCGAGAUCAUACAGGAAGCUGGCGAGAUAGUCUUCAUCCCAAGCGGUUGGCAUCAUCAGGUUUACAAUCUGGAAGACACCAUCUCCAUCAACCACAACUGGGUGAACGGAUGCAACGUGGCCAAUAUGUGGAGCUUCCUCCAGGACGAACUCGCCGCUGUCCAGCGGGAGAUCAAAGAAUGGAAAGAGAGCAUGGAAGACUGGCACCUGCAAUGCCAGGUGCUGAUGAAGUCCUACACCGGCAUCGACUACAAAGAAUUCUACAACUUCCUGAAGAUCAUUGCGGAAAAUCGCAUUUUCGUGCUGGAACACCACCACUCCGAAGACGACGCCUCCAAGCGCUCGUCCAGGGCCGCCCUCUCCAGCCUGGGGAUGCUCCACGCGGUGUUCGACCUGAAAAGGACCGCAAAAGUCUUGAGCUCCUUGAACGCCAACGAAGAAUUCAAGAAGCUCAAACCCGAGGCCCUCUCGCCGCCCCCGCAGGCUCUCCUGCACCGCCUGAAAGCCGCAAUCGACACCGCCCUCCUCUGAGGCCUCCCUGGCGGGAGUUUUUGGUUUGCCAACAGCCUUUCCUUUGCAAGAUGGCUGCAUGCGAAUACCUGUCUUCCCUCUUUUUUCCCCCCCUUUCAAUUGCCCCUUUUAAAAGCUGCUAGCACAAAAAUUAAUAUUGUUGUUAUUUUGAGAUCAGUGGGAAACGCAGAGGUAAGAUAAUUUAAAAAGUAAAGGAGUCGCUAUAAGUUUUACAGGAACUCCUCGGCUUACGACCACAGCUGAGCCCAAAAUUUCCCCGGACAGUUGUUAAGUGGGUAUGGCACCAUUUUACAACUUUUGUCACUGCUGCUGUUGGUUUUGCUCACCCAAAGGUCGCAAAAGGGGAAUCAGGUGACCCCGGGGAGCUGUGACCGUCAUAGAUACGAGUCAGUUGCCAUCCUCACGUGACCAUGAGGAUGCUGCUCAUGGUCAUAAAAAUGGGAAAUGUACGACCACAAUUGAGCCCAAAAUUUCCGUUGCUAAGUGAGACAGAUUUUAGGUGACUUUGUCACCAUUUUACAAUCUUUCUUGGCACCGUUGUUAAGUGAAUCCCUGCAGUUGUUAAGUUAGCAAUCCAAUUGUUAACUGAACCUGGCCUUCCCCGUUGACUUUACUCAUCAGAAGGUCGCAAAAGGGAAUCACGGGACCCCAGGACAGAGCGACCCCUCGUUAAAUACGGGUCAGCUGCCAAGCAUCCGAAUUUUGAUCAUGAUGCUGCAAUGGGCGUAUAUGUGGGGGAAAAAACGGUCAUAAGCUACUUGAACGGUUGCUAAAUGAACCGUUGUAAGUCAAGGACUAUCUGUACUCCGCUAGUUGUAGAUGAAUUUAGGGGGUGAACUAAGGAAUUUAAGGGUUGGUGGUAGUAAGGAAACAUCGCUUAAAAAGCAAAGACUCAAAUUCGAGGGUGGGGGGGUGGAGUUAUAAUCCAUUUGCUCCCCUGCAGAGUAGGACUACACUAUUCUUCAAGUUGCCGCUACUUAACUCAGUUUAAAUCUGACCGAAUCGAACACGGCAGAACUUAAUUCUGAAUAAAUAUCUAUAUAGAAGCUUAUACUUAAUACCCGGCACCUCUGCUUCGUUUUGAUUCUUUGGGCCGGCGGGAAAGACCCUUAAGGUGGAGCAAACAGGCGAGAAAAGAAAGAAAUUGGGGGGGGGGGUGUUGUUUUCCCACAUAUUUGUUGCUCGAAGCCGUUUCUUUCCUCGGUUGUCACACUGUGUGAAUGAAUGGCGAGAGAGCAGUUGUGGAUUUUCAGCUCAGGCACAGCACAUCAAAUUCUUCAGGGACUGGACGGAAGUUGUGGUGGGUUCUUAGCUGGCUCGAGUUUGGCCGGUGGACAAGGGCGAGCGCCCACCUUUUCUUACUAAGCCAUGCUCGCUUUCUUUCCCUUCAAGGGCUGCUUCGCACUUUGCCUUCCUGCUUUUGAUUUCAAGACGCUUUCAGAAUCAGCCGGGUGGAGGGGAGGGGGGUUGUUAUCGGGUGGUUUCCCCCCACCCACCCCACCCCUUUCGAUUUUUUUUAAACCAAGAUAUCCUGAUAUCCUUCUCAGCGACCUCCGGGGCUGGAGCAGAACCAUCCCUGGUGAAUUCAAGAGACGAGGAGGACAAAGAACAUCGGACCGAUGGGUUGCAAGGGACCUUGGAGGUCUUCUAGUCCAACCCUCCCAGGAACAAAAGCUUCGUCUGGAGCAAUGAAGGACUUUUAUCCGGGACUCGUCAUCCUCUCUUCCUCCUUGAUCAGAUGUGAUGGGCGAACAUGGAGAUUGCUCAAGGAUUUUGGGGGGAGGGGGGAGGAAAGGGGACCACUUGGGAGAUUGGAGGAGGCAGUCCUUCAAACAGGGGAAACAGACUAAAUCUCCGUGAGUUAACCCACCACAGUUGCCCGGAGAGAGGAUGUCACUUUUUUUUAAAAAAAAGGACAGCACAAAUUGUAGUGUACAUUUUGGGAAUGACCCAUGGUGUCUUCUGAGCUGGGCGGUUUUCUCCGAGACAUUUGAUGACCCAACUAGGUAACAUCAUCAGGGCUAGAAGGAAUUGCAUAAGAAGGAAGGACGGUGGAGGAGGACUGGAAUCCUUGGUGUUCUCUUAAGCGUGGUUGUUUUGUUCUAGACAUUUCACGAACAAACUAGGUAACGUCGUCAGUGCUGGAAGGGAAAGGGUUGUGUGGAGAAGAGGAGGGGGGGGGGCUGUCUUGAAAUGUCUGCAAGAAAUUCCCCAAGUUCAAAGGACACCAAAGACCCUCCACAGUCCUCUUCUGUGCAAACCCUCCUUCCUUCUAGCACUGAUGAUGUUAUGUAGUUGGGUCAUAAAACGUCUGCAAGAAAGCUGAGAUAGCACCUAUUGUACAGUUCACCACCUCCACUUCCUUUUCCUACUCCAUCUUCUCCUCUCCACAAACUCCACUUCUUUCUAGCACUGAUGACGUUACCUAGUUGGGCCAUGAAACGUCUGCGAGAAAACCCACCCAGGACCCCACAUUUCAGCCCUGAGCAUAGUUAUAAGAUACAAGCUUCGAUGCGACAGCUAAGCAUAACUAGUCCAUAUGCCAUAAGGGCUCAAAACUACUCAUAGGAUGUCCCUUUGGGGGUGUCCGUAGGAAGCACCCCAACUCUCUUAAGAGGCUUCCGCCUGAAUGAGGUCUAGCUGGGAUCUGGUCUUCCUCUUAGCUGUAGCCCAUUAAAUGUCCACUUCGACUUUUCCUGGUGGGGGGCCUGUUUUAACCCUCAGCAGGACUCAGACAUCAACCCCCCCCCCCCUGCCCCCAAGUAUUUUGCCAGAGUAUCUGGAGAUCUUGAUAAAAUUGCACUUUGAGAAAAAAAAGGAGAUAAUAAAUGAAUUAAACGUU
Thamnophis elegans (Western terrestrial garter snake) is the source of this 3685-nucleotide messenger RNA. It is a transcript of the gene JMJD4, whose product is annotated as jumonji domain containing 4. Lineage: Eukaryota; Metazoa; Chordata; Lepidosauria; Squamata; Natricidae. Gene Ontology annotation, biological process: protein hydroxylation; negative regulation of gene expression; positive regulation of translational termination. The transcript is spliced from 3 exons. Gene Ontology annotation, cellular component: cytoplasm; nucleus. The annotation marks the transcript as partial. The record is from RefSeq and is a predicted model, not a curated record. Gene Ontology annotation, molecular function: sequence-specific DNA binding; histone H4R3 demethylase activity.